This is a messenger RNA of Theileria equi strain WA, 969 nucleotides long. RefSeq names its product serine/threonine protein phosphatase pp-x, putative. Gene Ontology annotation, biological process: double-strand break repair via homologous recombination; peptidyl-serine dephosphorylation. Lineage: Eukaryota; Apicomplexa; Aconoidasida; Piroplasmida; Theileriidae. Gene Ontology annotation, molecular function: protein serine/threonine phosphatase activity. Gene Ontology annotation, cellular component: nucleus; cytoplasm. Bases 8 to 925 code for a protein of 305 amino acids. The transcript is spliced from 2 exons. The record is from RefSeq and is a predicted model, not a curated record.
AGCCCGUAUGAUGAGCAAUAUUGACAAGGAUAUCGCUCAACUAAAGAAUUGCGAGUACUUGAGCGAAAACGAAGUUAGAUUGCUCUGCAACAAGGCCAAGGAGAUAUUAAUUGAGGAGUCAAAUAUACAACACGUGGAUUCUCCAGUUACGGUCUGUGGUGAUAUUCAUGGUCAGUUUUACGACUUUAAGGAGCUCCUAGAGGUAGGAAAGGACAUUCCCGAGACCAAUUAUCUCUUUUUGGGUGAUUAUGUAGAUAGAGGAUAUUAUUCUGUGGAAACAUUUCUAUUAUUACUUUGUUUUAAGGUGCGUUAUCCUGAUCGUAUAACGUUGAUACGUGGUAAUCAUGAAUCUCGGCAAAUAACGCAAGUGUAUGGGUUUUACGAUGAAUGCAUAAGAAAAUAUGGUAGCGUAAAUGUAUGGCGUUAUUGUACCGAAAUAUUUGACUAUUUCGCGAUAGGAGCACUGAUAGAUAACAGAUACUUCUGUAUACACGGAGGUCUAUCCCCGUCGAUACUAACUAUCGAUGAAAUAAGAUAUCUAGAUCGCAAACAGGAAGUUCCACAUGAAGGUCCAAUGUGUGACUUACUGUGGAGUGAUCCAGAGGCGAUGGAUGGCUGGGGAGCCUCGCCGAGAGGUGCAGGUUUUCUCUUUGGUGGAGACGUUGUACGCCAGUUUUGCCAUCAAAACAACAUACAAACUAUCGCAAGGGCACAUCAGCUCGUUAUGGAAGGAUAUAAAUGGUGGUUUAACAAAAUGCUUAUCACAGUAUGGUCUGCACCAAAUUACUGCUAUAGAUGUGGAAAUAUCGCAAGUAUAAUGGAGGUAGACGAAAAUCUAGGUUGCACAUUCAGGAAAUUUGAAGCAGUACCUCCUAACAAACGAGGGGUUCCAGCCAAAAAACCACUCCCUGAUUACUUUUUAUAAAUAUUAGUCAUAGGUCUAUGUCACUAUAAUUCGUCAAUCAGUUC